ACAGACAAGACAUGCGAAAUCAGAAAUAUCGAAACAAAAAAAGAAAAGUUAAUAAAAUAAAAAGAAAAGAAAAACCAUUCCUUUCCUGAACUCAAAAACCUUUUCUUUUUUAUUAACUCGGAUGAUUGACUCAGUGUGGGACUCAGUUGACUCGUCCAUUCUAAAACCCAGUAAACCUAUUUUCUCGCGAAAGAAAAUUACAGUGCCGACUGGCGAGAAACGAAUCGUUUUGAUGGCUUCAGAGGAGAAGCGAAUCGAGGACGAGUUGUCGUAUCCGAUACUCUUAUCGGAGCGAGUUCGGUCGGCGGUAGAUGAAGCCGAAUCGUUCAAGCUCGAGUGCAUGGAAGUGGGUAAACAUGUCGACCGGAUUACCCAAAUGCUCCGAACUUUAGUUCGAUUCUCGACUACAACGCCUUCCUUGUACGAGCGUCCGGUCCGGCGGGUUGUCGCCGAGGUUUCCAAGAAUUUGGAGCGGGCUCUUACUUUAGUCCGGAAGUGUAAACGCCAGAGCGUGCUCCGCCGCGUCGUUACUAUUACCAGCGCCGCCGAUUUUCGAAGACUUUUCGUUCUUCUAGAAUCUUCCGUCGGAGAUAUGAAAUGGCUAGUCGGAAUAUUCGACUUCGAUAACGGCGGUGAUGGACUCGGUGGAAUCGUUUCUCUUCCUCCAAUCGCUAGUAAUGAUCCGAUCAUCUCGUGGGUUUGGUCAUCGAUAGCUUCUAUUCAAAUGGGUCAACUCCCUUAUCGAAUUGAGGCGGCUAACCAGCUUGCUUCGUUGGCUCAAGACAAUGAUCGGAACAAGAAGAUUAUAAUCGAGGAAGAUGGGGUUUCGCCAUUGUUGAAGCUUUUGAAGGAGAGUUCUUCGCCAGAGGCUCAAAUCGCCGCCGCUACUGCGCUUUGUAAUUUGGCAAAUGAGCAAGAAAGGGUUAGGAGUAUUGUGAGUGAGGUUGGGAUUCCAGUUAUUGUGCAGGUUCUUGGGGAUUCACCUAUGAGAGUUCAGGCUCGGGUGGCAAGACUGGUGGCUAAGAUGGCUAAGCAUGAUCCUGUUGCCCAAGAUGAUUUUGCUAGAGAAAAUGUGAUUAGACCACUUGUGACAUUGUUAUCAUUUGAGACUUAUGUUGACGAUUCCAAGCUUCUUCCUGGUAAGCAUAGUAUUCAUUCAAUUGUUCAGAUUAAUAAGGAAUGGGAGAAAAAACAUUUGGGUGUUCCAAAUAGCAAGAAUAAUUCUUAUAAGAAUUUGAAUUCACUCACAAAUUCGUACUCUUAUUUGUAUAUGGAGGGGGGUCAUAAUAGAGCUGGGAAUCAUAGGAAAGAGAGGGAGAGUGAGAAACCUGAGUUGAAACUUGAGCUUAAGAUUAGUUGUGCUGAGGCCUUGUGGAUGCUUGCUAAAGGUAGUGUGGCCAAUAGUAGGAAAAUAACUGAGACGAAAGGCCUUCUUUGCUUGGCCAAAUCUGUUGAGAGUGAAGUUGGAGAGUUGCAGUUCAAUUGUUUGAUGACUCUAACAGAGAUAACAGCUGCGGCUGAAUUGAACUCCGACCUCAGACGAGCUGCUUUCAAGACCAAUUCUCAUGCUGCAAAAGCUGUUGUUGAUCAACUCUUGAGGUUGGUUACAGAGGUGGAUAGUCCAACAUUGCAAAUCCCUGGUAUUAGAUCAAUUGGUUCAUUGGCUAGGACUUUCCCGGUUAGGGAGACUCGGGUUAUUGGUCCUUUAGUGAAUCAACUUAGCCAUAGAGACUUGGAUGUGGCUACAGAGGCCACCAUUUCACUUGGGAAGUUUGCUUGCCCGGAUAAUUUUCUUCACAUGGAGCAUUCGAAGUCUAUAAUCGAAUUCAAUGGUAUCCCACCUUUGUUGAAACUGCUUAGAGCCAGUGAACAGUCACAGUUGCAUGGACUAAUUCUUCUUUGCUACCUUGCAUUACAUGCUGGCAACAAUGAUUCUUUGGAUCAGUCCAGAGUUUUGAUUGCUCUUGAAGGUUCUUUAACUUCUGAUCGUACACUAAUUAUGCAACAUUCCAAGUUGAAAGAUUUGGUACCAAAGGCAAUAUAUCACCUUAAUCUGUAUCAUGCUGGAGGUCAUUCUCAAAGAAUGUCUUUUGUGCCUUGACUAUGAUCUCAGUUGUUGCACAAAUGUCUUUUUGGGGGGCAUUUUUAUUUUAUUUAGACGCACAUGUUGAUAGUUUUUUUUCUUUUCUUUUUUCACCCUUUUAGGAAGAAAACAGGACUUGUAGAAACAUAUGUUGAAUAACGAAUACAGAAAGUUAUUAUAGUUAUAUUAUAUUUUCUGCCCAA
Messenger RNA from Cannabis sativa, 2286 nucleotides. RefSeq lists its product as uncharacterized. Lineage: Eukaryota; Viridiplantae; Streptophyta; Magnoliopsida; Rosales; Cannabaceae. The coding region runs from base 122 to 2101 and encodes 659 amino acids. Gene Ontology annotation, biological process: cell surface receptor signaling pathway. The transcript has a single exon. Gene Ontology annotation, molecular function: protein binding. The record is from RefSeq and is a predicted model, not a curated record.